AUGAAGAGAGAUAAUCGUAAGAUAGCGCCAUUAGUUUAUAAACCAAUUGAUAUAAAUAACAUAACUCACUUUAUAACACUAUUAAAAAUUAAACAAGAAGCUUAUACUGAAUUUUCAGAGGGAACAGUAUCUGAAUAUCCUUGUUUCUUUGACCAGAAGAAAGAUAUUCUUUCAACAGAAUCAAUACACCGUGGCUACAUGGACAAGAAAGUAAUUGAGAUAUAUUCAAAAAUGAAAGUAUCGUUUUUAGAUCAAGUAGAAAAGUCUAUGAUUCAGUUUAUUAACAAUAAGAAGAGUGAAUUUGAAUUUCUUAACUUUAAAGUAUUUUUUGAUGAUACAACUGAGAAUGAUUUGUUUACAGAACCAUCUGCAAGCUCUUUUUCCGAUGAGCUAUUAUUUGAUUGUUUUACUUUCCUUAAAAACCAAAUCCCACCUAUUAAAUUCUUAGAAAAUGGAUUUAAACGCCACAUGGUUAAAUUCUUUGAGACACAACAGGAAAAAGAGAAUAUUAGUUAUCCUGACUGUGUACAGGACUAUGUAAGGUUAAAAUACUCAACAACUGCUGCUAAUAUGGCAGUUUAUGAAGGAAGGUAUUUAUGGGCAGAAAUUUACGUUUUAUUUAGGUUGGGUAUGUAUAAUGAGAUUAAAGGACUAUUUGCAAAGUUUAAUACUUUCUUUAAUAAGAUUAACGGAGAAUUUGCUACAUACUUUCUUCAGUACUUAAACAGUGGUGUUAAUACUGUUGGGAAAGUCAAUUGCAAUGAAAGAGAUGAUAAGUUUAAAAUUGUUAUGGUGGGUUUCCUAGAAGGGAAUGUUGUUAAUGAACCAUAUGUUAUUAGUUCAGUAGAAGAUUAUCUAUUCAUGUUACUUCAUAAUACAAAGAAGAUAGAUACGUCGGUGUUCAUGAAUCCACGUAUUGAAUUCUUAGCAUCUCUAAUGGCAGGUUCAUAUCAAAAGGCAUUUAAGCUAGUCUUAAGAUCUGAGUUUAAUAUUGUUGCUAAGUUUCACUUGCUAAAUGUAUUGUCUUAUUCAAUAGAUUUAGUUGAUUCUGAAAUCCCAGAUCGGGAACUUGCCGACAAAACAUUCCGGGAGAAUUGCAGAGUGUUUUGCAUGUUUGUGUUUAAAAUUAUUGAUAAGUUAACACUCUAUCAUUACAAACUUAAUUUAGUUGAAAUGUUACAGGACAAUAAUGAUUAUGCGAAUUAUAUUCCUGAAUUUAUAAUUAAGCAUAAUUUGAUUGAAAUGGUUAAAGAAGAUGUAAUUAAGAAUAAAAUUAAAGAAAGAAUUAUUACUGAACUUAUUGGGACAGAUAAGAAAAAACUUUUAAAAAUACUUCAAUAUCUUGAUGAUAGUGUGAUUGAGGGGAUAUUUGAAGAUUUGUUAGAACAAGCUAUUCUCACAGAUCAUAAACUUCCUCAGAAUAUCAAUCUUAGUAAAGCAGAGGGUAAAAAAGCAGAAGAUUUAAGAGAUUUAUACAUUUUUAAUUUUGAACCUUCAAUAAGUAAUCUUAAAUCAACUAUAUUGGUUGAUCCUACAAUAGAUUUAAGACCUUAUAAAUUUAUUAUUGAGCAUGUCUUUAGAAAAGCACUACACGUUUGUAAAGAAUCAAAAGAUAAGGAAAUAAGUAGAAUUUUAUUUGAAAUUAAUGGAAAAAUAGAUUUAAAUGAAGAAUGUUCUUCAUUAUUAACUAACGAUUUCUUAAUGUUCAUUUAA
Hepatospora eriocheir is the source of this 1713-nucleotide messenger RNA. The record is from the annotation of a GenBank genome assembly. NCBI's taxonomy places the organism in Eukaryota, Fungi, Microsporidia, Hepatosporidae.